Messenger RNA from Spizellomyces punctatus DAOM BR117, 1934 nucleotides. RefSeq lists its product as uncharacterized. The transcript is spliced from 6 exons. Bases 191 to 1759 code for a protein of 522 amino acids. The record is from RefSeq and is a predicted model, not a curated record. Lineage: Eukaryota; Fungi; Chytridiomycota; Chytridiomycetes; Spizellomycetales; Spizellomycetaceae.
UUUUUAUUUGGAUUUCAAAAUUCAUUUUGGCUGCUUCGGCUCUACUUUUUUGCAAGAAACUUUUUUUUAUCUAAACUUGCGAUGGGGACACACCACCGCCGUCAAGUUUCGCAGACUUUCUUCCUUGCGUUGGAGGCUUUAGAAGGAGAGUGCGAGAGCGUCCUCCCCGACUUGCCUUUCGCAAAGCAAGAUGCCCGUGGGCCAUGGUCCUCUCCGCUAUCUAGUCAUACGCGCGUUGGCGUUUGCCAUCGACUGUAUCGCACCAGUCUCCAUUGCAUAUACCUUGUACGCUCUUGUAAAUCACUACAACGGCACACGACAUGGCAUUGUAUUUGACGGCACAUGGACGAACGUGUUCUAUACCAUGUUGCUUCCGAUAUGGUUUGUUUUUGAAACAGCUUUCUAUGUGUGGAUGCUAUGGCAGAGACAAAGGUUUCAGGCCAUGAAGGAUGUGCCGGGUUUGGACAAUGAUAGGAGGCGCUUUAUGUUUGGACGAAUGCUCAAAACGAUAUCGCAGAGAAGAUUCCCGCAUUUCUUGGCGACUCAAUUCAUGUGGAAGGAUUGUUACACACAACUGACUAGCGAGGAGAUUGAAGAAGUCUACAUGGACAAUGUCAAAGAAUGGGCUGCGUGGGCAUUCUUCUCCAAGCCAUCCUGGAAACACGUCCUCGAGUCACCCAAUGGCAAACAGCUCGCGUUGGAAGGAGAGGAAAUGAUAGAUAACAUGGCUUUUCGGAAAGGAAUCGUCUUUCAAGAAGGUUACAAUGAGAAGAUCAGAACGGUAACCAUCUCCUACAACCCGGUGGAAGCCUUCCCCAAACCGCUUCUCCUGUAUGCUGUGGUUGCUCUACUCGAAUUUGGCGCUCGUUGCAUUUUUCGGAUGCUCGGAUUCCAGCGAUACCCCGCCCACCGCACGGAUUUGGCACCGGAUAUGCCCGAACGGGGAAUUACAUAUUGGUUGAGGAUGCCAAAAGGGAAUACCGUCGAUGCUCGACGAAGGAGAAAAAGAGAAGAGUCGGACUUGCCCAUUGUGUUUAUACACGGACUGGGAGGCGGUCUCUGGUGCUAUCUCAAGUUCAUCGGCAAACUCUGGUGGACCCAAUCGGCACGCCCCAUCUACCUUGUUGAACUUCCCCACGUUAGCAUGAGGCUUGUCCAAUCUUCACCAGAUCCGGACACGACUGUCCGUGAACUUGUGGCUAUGCUACGCCGCCAUGCACAUGAUUCUGCCACAUUCAUUGGCCAUUCCCUUGGAUCGGCUUACGUUGCAUACAUGAUCAACCAUACCAAAGCCGUCGCCGGAGUUGUCAUGAUAGAUCCUGUCUGCUUUAACAUUUAUGACGCAAAUUUGUUAUAUAAUUUCGUACAUCGUCGGCCAGGUGCCGGAGGGAAACCACUAAAAGCCAACGAGUUUUUGGUAUAUUGGUUGGUGUCCAGGGAGCUGUACAUUUCUCAGUGGAUUUCGAGACAGUUUCUCUGGUACCGCGCACACUGCCUGACAUCAUCACUCCCUUCGUCGGCGCACAUCUUUCUUGCGGGCAAGGACAACAUUAUCGACACGAGUACCGUAAAAACGUACCUUGACGACCAUGAUGCAUCAUAUACAUACUACGAGAAUCUAGAUCACGCACAAUUUCUCCUUUCAGAAAAGAUUGAAUGGGAAAUUGUGGAUAAGAUUGGCUCCGUUUGUAAAAAUGCCGCAAAAGAAUGGGGACGAAAGUCUGGUGCGGACAGACGGAGGAGGAGGAUGAGGCGGUAGGGCCCCUCAGCGAAACUUACUGGAAACAUGUUAGGGCUUGUUGGUAGCGUAGAUAUCUGAUACUAUUAUUAUAUUUUCCUUUGGCAUUCCAUGACGAGGGCACUCGCGCACAGACAUGUACAAACAAUUCGUAGAGACCAAGAUCUGCAUUCAAUAUAUAAAAAAAUAAACCUCU